Silurus meridionalis is the source of this 727-nucleotide messenger RNA. RefSeq names its product cytochrome c oxidase subunit 5A, mitochondrial. The transcript is spliced from 5 exons. NCBI's taxonomy places the organism in Eukaryota, Metazoa, Chordata, Actinopteri, Siluriformes, Siluridae. The coding region runs from base 132 to 557 and encodes 141 amino acids. Gene Ontology annotation, biological process: mitochondrial electron transport, cytochrome c to oxygen. The record is from RefSeq and is a predicted model, not a curated record. Gene Ontology annotation, cellular component: mitochondrial inner membrane.
CAGGGUUGUGCGCAUGCGCGUUAAUGUCGCCACUGUAGCUCAGUGUGUGAGUUACGCGGUCCGGUGUCGGCCUUCCCGUUUCCACACUCAGCCAAUACUUCAGAGUCUCACGGAGCUUUGUGUCCUGCAGCAUGUUCAGAUCCGCCCUCCGCCUUUCCUUCUCCGCUGCUCGGAGCGUAACACAGGCCCGGACACAGGCUAUAGCUCCUUUAGCUAGUCGCUGCUACUCCCAUGGCAAGCAAGAGACAGACGAGGAGUUUGAUGCCCGCUGGGUCACCUACUUCAACAAACCAGAUAUUGAUGCUUGGGAGCUCAGGAAGGGUAUGAAUACUUUGAUUGGGUAUGACCUGGUACCAGAGCCCAAAAUCUUGGACGCUGCUUUGAGAGCUUGUCGGCGAUUAAAUGACUUGGGCAGUGCCAUCCGUAUUCUUGAGGCAGUUAAGGACAAAGCAGGUCCUCACAAGGAGAUCUAUCCAUAUGUUAUCCAAGAGCUUCGUCCCACACUUAAUGAGCUGGGAAUUCCUACACCUGAGGAGCUUGGCAUUGACAAAGCAUAGAAAGUCAUGAGUCUUCCGAGGGACCGUUGCCAUGACUGGGAAUGAGUGGAUCUCCUGUACUUGAAGUCUUUGCCAUGUCAUGAUAUUUGUGUAAUAUUUAAUUGGCCUGUACAAUGUUCUUUUGCUUGUAAAAUAGUGGUGGACCUAAUAAAGGGUGAGAUAUAUAUUUA